AUGUAUGUUACAGAUUUAUUUCAAGGCUACCAACCGUUCCAACCUACACGGCAUACAACGAGACGACCAGACUACAACAUAUAUCCACAAGAAAACAAUAGGAGGAAAACCAAAGACGAUGAAUCCUACACAAACAACGAUAGACAGAUAAAAGAACAGACACCGAGACCCUCUCAUUCACACGAAACAUCAAGACAAACUUACAGACAGACCAAUAAAAGAAAGCAUACGACUAUAGCGCCGAUAUUGAAUUUAAACUUUUUCACGACUCCUGCAACCACAAGAAAGAAAAAUUCCAAUCGAAGAGCUUUCGAUACUAAUACGCGAAGUAGAGAAACGGAAUCAAUUGAAAACUUAUAUAAAAGAGAACAAAACUCCAAUUACGAUAAUAAAAAUCAGUUUUACGACGAAACUUUAAAUAAUAUUGUAAACGAUUAUCAAACUACAAGAGCUACGACAACUAAACGAAUCACAACAACUAAAAUUAAUCAUGGUUCUAAACGCAAUAACGCGAAUACAAGACCUAAUUACGCGACAACUAAGACUUAUUACGACGCGAAUAGACCAAGCAAUGGUGCCAAUUCUUUUUCGACGUUAAGACCUGGUGUGAGACCUGCUAAUGUUGAUUUAAGUAAACCACCAAUAACAAAUAAGCCACCAUCUCUCGCUGUAUAUCCUAGGCCAACUGAUAGUAGUGUAAUACGAUUCCCCGAAGACCCGGACACUAGUCCAGAAGUGAUUUCAGGACCGGAUGAAGAUAAAAUGAGUCAUGCUGAAAAAAGGAAAUAUAUUGAUGUGGCCGAAAAAAGUAAGUAACCUUGUAACAUAUAACGACUGGGUGAAAAAAAAGAUAAUAGAAAAAUAUUAGAUACGUAUUUUUUUUCCUUCAAUUUAACAAGAAAUAGCUUAGAAACAGGCAUUAAAGUUAGUGGGGGCUGGCUACGUCACAGUUUUGUAGAAAAUGCACAAAAGUGUGACUUCAUGUGGCAUUUUAACUCAGCAUAUCGCUGUAAUUUAAUGAUUACGAAAAAAAACGCGUUUAAAUAUUUCAACAAUCUCACUUGACGGACAAAAAAACAUUGUCGUCAUCCCAAGACUCUCGUUAAGGCGAGAUUUUACGAGAAUACCACUUUUUAAAACAGUUGUAUUCUAAGGCUAUGCUAAUAUUUACCAAAUAAAAACAUUUAUUUCAUGAAAAUUAAACAUAUAUUCGAUUGUUUUUCUAAAAACAAAAACAUACAUUUUAAUAAUACAGGAUCUAUUUUACGACUAGUAUAUUUCAUCUUAACUAUAUAAAAAAAUAAAUAUAUACAAAAAUUAGUUUUUAUGUCUUCCUCACAAAUUAAUAUCACCAAUAAUUUGUGAGGUUAAAAUGCUAUAAUAUUCUAUCGAAUUGCUAAUUGGCCUAAAACACGAGAAACGCUUUGUCUACGCCCAAAUAUCACUUUCUCGGGUCGAGUGUGAGAUAUCGUAUGGGUGCACCUGAGAAAAGUGACAAUGGGCUAGUUGAAUUUAUUUUUCCAGUAUAAAUAAAUAAGCCAUUAAUAUCUGAGAAAUAAUGUGGAAGUAACAGCAUGUCCUUACAAAUUCAAGGCACUGAGUGACGUCACACAGUGCUACGGUAGCGAAAAACUUAUGAGCGUCUGGGCAAUAUUUGUUAUAUCAUUGUUAUUUGUGUGUUUAUGUUUAUAGCUGUUAUACAGAAAAGUGUUACGUUUUACGUAACCAAUUUAAUGCCAUAUAUAUUUAAGCAACUUUUAAAACUAUAUUUUCCUUCCCUUUUUCAAGUUUUCUAAUCGUAAUAUUUUCCAAAUUAGUGUCAUAAAUUUUUAAAUAUUUAUAAGUUAAAAAAGGUUCAUAUAUUCCAAACAUAUAACAGAAACCUGUAUUUUCACGAGUUCUUCAUUCUAAGUGUUCUUUGUUUAUUGAUAUUUUGUGUUACAUUUAUUUUCAGUGUGUGACAAGUACAAAUCUUUGAAUGUAAAGAAACUAGAAGCUAUACCACUGGUCCCUUCGCCGGAGCCUGUACGACUGAACGUAUCAGUAUGUUCCCCCACCAAUGUGCCUCUAGUGGUGGGGGGGAAGGUUGUCACCAUCCAGGAAUUCCCCCAUAUGGCAUUGCUUGGUUGGACAAAGAUACAGGUGAUUUUAUUUAUUACUAUCAUCAUCAGCUCUUCUUCGUCCCCACUGCAGAGGCUCAGGCCUUCGUUAUCCCUACACGCUGGCCCAAUGUGGAUAGCAUUAACGACAAAUGCAGCUGGGACCAACGGCUAAACAUGUUUAACGAAGCACGGAGUGGCUUAAAUAAGUUUUUGGUCACCCACCCCGUGACUGACCCUCGCGAAAGUUGCUUAACAACAACGAUCGCGGGCGCUUAUCCACUACGCCAUCGUGCUGCUUUUUGAAAGUUUUAGAAGUUACUUUUUAUUGUAAUUAAUGUAUGUAUUUUGGUUUUAG
Molecule: messenger RNA, 2457 nt
Organism: Diatraea saccharalis (sugarcane borer)
Lineage: Eukaryota; Metazoa; Arthropoda; Insecta; Lepidoptera; Crambidae
Source: the annotation of a GenBank genome assembly